Messenger RNA from Diversispora eburnea, 737 nucleotides. The record is from the annotation of a GenBank genome assembly. Lineage: Eukaryota; Fungi; Glomeromycota; Glomeromycetes; Diversisporales; Diversisporaceae.
UAGUUGUUAAUCCGGUUCGAGGUGAACAAGACUCAAAAACAGAAAAAGAUAAUAAUGCUCUUCUUUACGGUGCGGGAGGAACCGGAAAAACUUCUAUUGUUAGAAAAUUGGCUUACUAUGCUAACCUUUAUCCGUUAAUUGAAAUAAAAGGUCCUGCACUUACACCCCGCAAAGAGGAUUACUCUAAUGGAAUUGACCCUUUAAACAAAUUUAUUUUUACCCUCUGUGAUAUAGAAAAUAACUUGGAAGAUAACUAUAACUUUGCACGAGAAACUAAUGGCGAAAUUCGUUAUAUACUCUUUGUGGAUGAAGCAGAUAAUGUUUGUUCUAAUACUGCUUUGCCUACUGAGUAUACUAAACUAAUAUUCUUAAAGUCUUGUAUGGAAGGAAUAAAAAAAGAAGCCCAAAGUCAGAAUUUAUGGGUAUUUGCUACUAACUAUUUACACCUAAUAGAUAAGCCUGUUUAUCGUCCAGGAAGAUUAAAUACUUUGAAUGAAGAAGAUAAUAAAAAAUUUAUAACUAAUUCUGAUACAAAGGAGCAGUUGAAUGAAGAAAAGAAAAAGGAUGACAAAGGAAAUGAAAUUGUAAUUAAAAAAGGUAUUCAAGUGGGAGAAAUGUUAGAGUUUUUUUGGAGAUUGUUUGAUAGUAAACAAUUACCGCACUUCAAUGGCAAAUUUGAAAAUCCUAGAAAGCCUACUAAUGAGGAGGUUAUUCCAAAAAUCACUGAAGCAAUUGAU